Myiozetetes cayanensis is the source of this 3931-nucleotide messenger RNA. It is a transcript of the gene IKBIP, whose product is annotated as IKBKB interacting protein. The record is from RefSeq and is a predicted model, not a curated record. Lineage: Eukaryota; Metazoa; Chordata; Aves; Passeriformes; Tyrannidae. The coding region runs from base 1277 to 2344 and encodes 355 amino acids. The transcript has 3 exons.
CCCGGACCCAGCACGGGCAGGGCUGGGGCGGCCGGGGCCGAGGGAGGGAAGGGCUGCCCCGGGAGGGUCUCUGUGAAGCUGCGGUUCGUCCCUCUAUACCGCGCCGCUCUGCAAUCUGAAGCCGUCCUUUUAAAGCAGGGCUUGCCUUUCUAUUUUUUUUUUUCCUGUGUUGAGCUAUUUCCCUAACUACCAUUCAGAUUUCUUUUUUUUUCUUUAACUUCGUAAUGCUUUCAAUCCCAAAGAUGUCUUAAAAGUUACAAAAUAGCGGUUUUUUUAGUUUUUGGGGUUUUUAAGAUGAAGAGGAGUUUUUUCCUACGUACUUCAAACUCAGAGAAUGCUGCCCCUUACUGUGACUCAAAACAGCUCUAAACUACCUGCUCUUAUGGCAGAUUAGAUUUUAAACAAUCUUUUACUCUUGUAUGUGACAAUCCAAGUGUCUAAAUAUUUAUAUUUUGAUAUGUGACUAAGCGGCAAUACUGCAAAGUAAUCCAAAAAGCAGCACAACAGUUUUGUCUCAAAUUGUGCUAAACCAAAUCCACCAAGGAUCAAGUCUAUUUUGAGCAGUACUGUGGAAGAUUUUAGGCUUAAAAAUUCCACUCCGUACUCCCAAUUGGUUGGUAAAAUAUGAGGCUGAAGAUUACCUGUUUCUAUUCAGACCUUAAUUUUAUUAAAAACAAGUUAUAGCUUUUCUUUGGUCUACAUGCAUCAUUUUAUUAAUCUUCUGAAUUUUUCUAUUAUUGACUUUUCAUUAACUGAUGUUUAUGAUUUUACAGAUAAUGUGAAAUCACUACAGUAGAACUAAUUCUAAAUUAAAGCUUGACUUGCAAUUUCAUUUUUUAAAUAAAAAAAUAACUUUCCCCUUUUAAUGUGGUGUAGGUAAUAAUUAUUUUUUUAAAGUCUACAAGUAAAACACAAGUCCAUUAGUGAAAUUGCAGAUGAUCUCGUGAUUUAAGUAUCUCUUUAAAAUUACUUAUUUUACAACAGAGGAAAUAUUUCUGGAAAGGUGAAAUUAGCUAAAGCUUGAAAAGUCAGUUUUGUUUUAGAAAAUAUGAAAGCUGGGCUCUGUGCAAUAGAAGGCAAAGUGAAAGUCUUGUGACGUUUUACAAAAAUGCACAUACUUAAACACAGUAAACACUGAAGGAAACACUUUUAGGAGUGUAUUUUUGUACUUUAAGGGUGAAAGUUUAUGUUUGAGGAUGAUUAGAAGUUAAGUAGUCCUUUUAGGGUUUGUUUUUUAUCCCAGCUCUCUUUUGCUUCUGCUUUUAAAACUCAGAAAAUGUCUGAAAUUAAGCAAAGGAAAAAAGGUAUUUCUUCAUCUAAGACCAAUGAAGGUUCACAAAAUGUUGAGAAGCACAGUAUUUAUGGGAAGCUGGCAAAUCCCAGGACCAGCAAUAAUCAGAGUUCCUUUUGGAUGGACUCACGGACAAGCUUGACCAUAAUUUGCCUUGCUGUUUGCCUGGUGGUGACCUGGUUUCUGUUUCAGCAGUCAGUUCAAUUUACUGAUAUGGAAAGAAAGUACAAUUUCUUACAGCAAGAAGCUGAAAAAAUCCUGGAUGUGGAAAAUAAAGUAAACUUAAUUUCUGAAAAGUGUGAAAAGACUUGGAACUUAAUGGAACAGCUGGAAGAUCUUGAAAUAAUUUCUCACAUUAAACAUCUGCAGGAAGAUAUUUAUACAAUGAAAACAUGGUCUAGCAGCAUAAUUAGAAAACAAGAAGAGCUGCAGAAGAAUUUAACAAGUCUUUAUCAUGCAGUUUCAAGCAUUGAACAGAAUGCAGCUUCUGUAGCAAAAAACAUAACAUUGACAAUCGUGACAGUAAAAACUGACAUAAGGCGCAUUUCAGGCCUAGUCUCAGAAAUGACUGCACUGACAGAUUCUUUGCAAGCACUAGAAGAUAAAGUAGAAAAAGGUGAAAAGGCGACAGUAAAAAAUAUAGGUGACCUCCUAACCAGUAGCAUUGACCGAAGUACAAAAAUACAAAGUUUGGCAUCCAGUAAUGCAAGAAAAAUCGAGGAAAUGAAGAUGGCAUUGUCGGAGUUAAGGAGUGAUUUUAACAAGCACUCAGAUAGACUUUUGAAUCUUGAAGGUGAUAGAGCAAAAGUUCUGAAGACGGUUACAUUUGCAAAUGAUUUAAAACCCAAGAUGUACAAAGUUAAAAAGGAGUUUGCUGUCUUGGAGCCAUUAAUAAAUGACCUAACAUUGAGAAUAGGAAGAUUAGUGGAAGAGGUACUACGACGGGAGAAGGAAAUUGCUUUACUGAAUGAGAAAUUGACCAAUCUAACAAGAGUUCAAACUGAGAUCAAGGAUGUGAAAGAUGAAAUAACCAAGAUCUCAGACAUGAACUGAUCACUGAAAGGCCACUGCCUAAAGAACAGUGUUUGAGGAGUUGUUAACUCCAUCACAUGUAGUACUAAGAAGACAGACAAUAUUUAAAGGCUUCACUUAGAAGCACACUGAAACUUGAGGUUUGUCCUAUUCCUUUGAAAAGGACAGGAAAAAGUCAUACUGAUUUCAAGUGAGAAGUUAUAAUGUGAGCAAGAACCGUAUCUCUCUGCAUAUAUUUGUUUUUCUGAAGAAUGACAAAUUUAGUAAAUUGCUUGUUUUGUACAAUAAAGCAGUGUUAAGACACAAAAUUAUGUUCUUAGGUGUUUGCUUUCAUGAAGAAAGCAGGACACAAGACUGACAGAUGUCAGUUUUCCUUUCCUGCUCCAAAGAAAAGGAAAUAAAAUUGUGGCUUCCAGUGAAACAAGAGUUAGUCAAACAGCAAUUUGUCUCCAUAUAUUCAGUCUAUGAUUUUUGUAAACUAAAGUGGUUUCUUUAUUAAUAACAUUUAAUGAGGUAAAAGCAGUGAAGCAAGCAAUGCCCAAAAAUAUUGCUGAUGCCUUGCAAAAAGUUCCUUACACAAUUAGACAGAGUAACUUGUAUAAGGUUUUGUGUGAGGCUUUAUAAUUGUAAAUCGUAAUUACUGUGCAGCACCGUUCAUCUUUAAAAUGCAGAACUCUCUAUAGGGACAAUGCUCUGAAAGACCUACUAACCCUGCUGAUGGCUUUAUCCCAGUGUCACAGUGUCUGUUCAGGAAUCCUAACAGUGUUAUUCAUUCAUUAUUUCUUAGUUUGCAAAAUACUGUGGUGAGCAGCAGAAUUGCAAAGAGAAGCUACUUAAUCCCAAAAGGCUAGACUGGUCUAAGCCACUGGCAGUAUUUCUGUGCUGAAGAACAAGAGAUCUGGGACAUCUGAAAAUGUAGGCAGUAGACUGAAGUAACAACAUAGUGAGAAUGGGUUUAGCAGAUGAAGGCUGGGGGAUGGAAGUGCAUUAAACAGGAAUAAAAAUUACUAUAAAAACCCAUUAGGAACAAUACAGCAACUCAGAAAAUCCCUGUAAAUUGAAUUAUAUCAAGAAGUGCAUGUAUAUGGUAAGGCCUUUAUAACUUCUCAAUUAUUUAGUUGGUCAUACCUGAACAUCUUGCAGCUACUAGACUCUUGAUUGAAUGAAAGAUAAAACCUUUCCUCUCCCUCACCAUUCUCAUCUUCAUUCAGCAUUCCAUGUCUUUUGGUCAGCUUCAUAUUGCUGGUCUUCCCUACCCCUUCAUCACCCUCAGUCAACCUCAAAUACUUUGUUUAAAAUCUUCCUCUUUUUGGUAAAAGUCUAUUGCUCCCUCGCAUUUUUUUUUCCCCCUUUCCAGUCCACCUGACAGGCCACAAAAAUACAUCUGUCAUGCGUCCACAAUGCUUUCACAUCCCUUUAGCAACUUCUGUCCCUUUGCUCUUUCUCACAAUUCUUAAGUGAUCCCCUAAAAAUAACCCAUUGGCGUUUAAAGGAGACAGAAAAAUCAACAGCCAGAAUGGUCAGCCAUGCUAAAGAAUGUGUUGUGUAUACCUCAAAAAAUAUAUAUGCACAUACACCAUAAGGGUUUGAGGAUUACAUAAUAAAUGU